This is a messenger RNA of Acanthosepion pharaonis, 456 nucleotides long. The record is from the annotation of a GenBank genome assembly. NCBI's taxonomy places the organism in Eukaryota, Metazoa, Mollusca, Cephalopoda, Sepiida, Sepiidae.
AUGCGGGGGAGGCGCACGUGCGUGUUGGGUGGCAUCUAUCUCUCUUUCUAUAUAAUAAAUUUCUCAGUAUUUAUCAAUAUUUUCUUUCUCUGUCUAGGCGAGUUACUUCCGUUUUUUUCAUCCUUUCUUGUAUCUAUCUAUCUAUCUAUCUAUCUAUCUAUCUAUCUAUCUAUCUAUCUCAAUCCAUUGAUAUCUAUCUAUCUACACUAUUCAAAUUAUUCGGACUAUUAUCUAUCUAUCUAUAAACUCAUUCUAUCUAUUAGCUUGUCAGUCUAUCUGUCUAUCUAUAAACACAUUCUAUCUCAGUCCAUUGAUAUCUAUCUAUCUAUCUAUCUAUCUAUCUAUCUAUCUAUCUAUCUAUCUAUCUAUCUAUCUGUCUGUCCUUUAGAUAUACCCCUCUUCCGGGUUUCUUCGUUUUUCACAAUCCGCCAUUUUCCAAAUCUAGAUGGCCGAUGA